This is a messenger RNA of Salvia miltiorrhiza (redroot sage), 528 nucleotides long. Its product is annotated as F-box/kelch-repeat protein At3g23880-like. NCBI's taxonomy places the organism in Eukaryota, Viridiplantae, Streptophyta, Magnoliopsida, Lamiales, Lamiaceae. The coding region runs from base 1 to 528 and encodes 175 amino acids. The record is from RefSeq and is a predicted model, not a curated record. The transcript has a single exon.
AUGUGCAAAGUUUAUAGCUCGAAAACAAAUUCAUGGAAGACGGUGGAAUAUCGGGAUUUUGGUCUCGUAUAUGGUGGGGUGCAGUUUGCGAAUGGAAAGAUUCAUUGGCAAAGCGAUGGUGGAAUGAAUGUUUUUGACGUUGUUACAUUUGAUUUGAAGAGCGAAGAGUUUGGGGUGAUGGAGCUGCCAUGUGAUUCAAUACUGAGCUUGGGCGUGCUCGAGGGAUACCUUUUCGUGGUCUCUUAUAAUAAGAGAACAUUUCAUUUUGAUGUGUGGGUUAUGAAAGAGGAUUCUUGGGCGAAAGCGAUGGAUGUCGUUGUUUAUGAGCGUUGUCAAACAAUUUUUCUCGUGCAUCGAGUUUGGAGAGACCUAAACGCAGAGAUUUCGCUAAUCCGUGGAUCGCUUCACAAACUUAAUCUUGUAGAAGAUGAUAAUGUGCUUUCGCUGCUCGGCAAAAUCAAACGUUCAUUGAAAGCGAAUAUCUACGUUGAAAGUUUAGUAUCUCCGAUCUUUGAUAAGAAGGUUUGA